Messenger RNA from Ilex paraguariensis (yerba mate), 499 nucleotides. Lineage: Eukaryota; Viridiplantae; Streptophyta; Magnoliopsida; Aquifoliales; Aquifoliaceae. The record is from the annotation of a GenBank genome assembly.
AUUUUUGCCACCUCAAACUCGUCCUAUCCUCAACCAACCGACCCUACUACCCCCACCCCCGCCACCAUCACCCGACGACGACGACGACGACCAACGAACCAGAAGCUUCAACUACUCUUAUCCACUCUCUCUCCUUAGCAAUAAAUUACGCGUUUCCUCUUCUCACCAUGUAUAUAAACGCAAUGUUUGCUCAAAACGACGCUUCAACUGUGGCGUUUAUUGCCAAACCACCGAUAUUCAAUCUUCAGACAUAUCCUCCAACCUCGAAUUCGCCGCCAUCGUUGGCAAAGAUCGUCUUCUGAAGGUUCCUAUUUCAAAUAUAAGAAACUUCUGCAUUAUUGCACAUAUUGAUCAUGGGAAAUCGACACUAGCAGAUAAGUUGCUUCAAAUGACGGGUACAGUGCAAACGCGAGAAAUGAAGGAACAGUUUCUUGAUAACAUGGAUCUAGAGAGAGAAAGGGGCAUCACUAUCAAACUACAGGUCUAUAUCCUGACCUAG